Molecule: messenger RNA, 2865 nt
Organism: Carlito syrichta (Philippine tarsier)
Lineage: Eukaryota; Metazoa; Chordata; Mammalia; Primates; Tarsiidae
Gene: LRGUK
Product: leucine rich repeats and guanylate kinase domain containing
Exons: 21
Coding region: 1-2865 (954 amino acids)
Cellular component (GO): cytosol
Molecular function (GO): GMP kinase activity; protein binding
Source: RefSeq, a predicted model, not a curated record
AUGACCGCGGCAGGCCACUUGACGACUGCCGGCCAGCUAAUGGAUGUUCAGAGGUUUCCGCAUACAGCCGACCUGACAGCGGCUUUCUCUCUCCGGGUAGUUAGACCCCUGCCAGUUUCUCUCCCCCAGGACCUGGCUAAUCAUUGGGGCCGGGGGACGUCGAUUACCUGCCCGGUCCCUCUCGACCGUCGGCGGUUGACCGUGGGGAGAGACACAGCUGGAGACGAGACGGACGGGAGCAGGAAAGGCGAGGCGGGAAGGACUGGCGGGAACCGCCGGGGAGGACAGUCACAGGCGCCGCGCAGCACGUGUCGACGGCGCGCACGCGCGGAGACUGCAGCCCCCAGAAUCCCCCGCGGCGCCGCCUGCGGUCUCCUAGCAACCUCGCCAAACAAGAUGGCGGCCUCCAGGAGCGCUCCCCAGGAGUCCAGAGCGUCCUUUCUCUUGAGAGGCUCGGGCGGCGCACGGCCGGGCGCCCAGUCGCUCUCGCCGCGCUCCGAAAAAGGGCGUCAGCCCUGCUGGUCCCCUUUUCCCAUGGGGCAGAGGACGAAAGGCCCUGCCCAGAGAGUCUCCUCGCGCCUGCUCCAGCAGCUCAUCCACCGCUACCAGGAGUUGGACGCCGACGGAGACGAGAACCCGGGCGAGGUCGAGGCGGAGUCCGAGGAGUCCGAAAUGCUGAACUUGGAGGAGGAAUUUGAUGGGAUCCUGAGAGAGGAGGUUGUGGCUGGAGCACUCCACCACCUGGGGCGCUCAGGCUCCGGGACCGAGCAGGUCUACCUCAACCUGACUUUAUCAGGUUGUGAUUUAAUUGACAUUAGCAUUCUCUGUGAAUAUGUUCACCUGCAGAAGUUGGAUCUUUCGGUAAAUAAAAUUGAAGAUUUGUCUUGUGUGAGCUUCAUGCCUUAUCUUCUAGAACUCAAUGCUUCUCAAAACAAGCUGACGAAAUUCUUCAAUUUUGAGCCACCCAAAAAUCUCAAGAAGGUGGAUUUUUCCUGCAACCAGAUUUCUGAAAUGUGCGAUUUGUCAGCGUAUCCUGCCCUCACUACACUAAUUUUGGACAGCAACAAGAUAGCCGAAGUCUGUGGGUUGGAGCUGUGCAGCAGCCUGACCCACCUCAGCCUGGCCAACAACAGGAUCACAGCCGUCAGCGGCUUAAACACACUACCAAUCAAAGUGCUUUGUCUGAGCAAUAACCAGAUCGAGAAGAUCACAGGCUUGGAGGAUCUGCAAGUCCUGCAGAAUCUGGACCUGUCGCACAAUCAGAUAAGCAGCCUCCAAGGCUUGGAGAAUCAUGACCUCCUGGAAGUGAUCAACCUGGAGGGUAACAAGAUUGCUGAGCUGAAAGAAAUAGAAUAUAUUGAGAAUCUACCUAUUCUUAGAGUUCUCAAUCUUCUAAGAAACCCAAUUCAGGAAAAAUCUGAAUACUGGCUCUUCGUCAUCUUUAUGCUACUGCGAUUAACAGAAUUAGAUCAGAAGAAGAUUAAAGUGGAAGAAAAGGUUUCGGCUGUGAAUAAAUACGACCCUCCCCCCGAGGUAGUUGCCGCCCAAGACCACCUGACCCACGUGGCCCACAGCAUGAUGCAGCCUCAGAGGAUCUUUGACAGCACCCUGCCCAGCCUGGACGCCCCAUACCCUAUGCUGAUACUAACUGGUCCUGAAGCCUGUGGGAAGCGAGAACUUGCCCAUCGCCUCUGCAGACAGCUGAGUACGUACUUCAGAUACGGGGCCUGUCACACCACACGACUGCCCUACUUUGGAGAAGGGGACCGAGUGGAUUACCAUUUUAUCUCUCAAGACUCUUUUGAUGAAAUGCUCAACAUGGGGAAAUUCAUUCUAACGUUUAGUUAUGGUAAUCACAAUUAUGGAUUAAGUAGGGACACCAUAGAAGGCAUCGCAAGAGAUGGCUUAGCCAGCUGUGCUCAUAUGGAAAUAGAAGGUGUAAGAAGUUUGAAAUAUUCCUAUUUUGAGCCUCGAUAUAUCCUGGUGGUGCCCAUGAACAAGGAAAAAUAUGAAGGAUACUUGCGGAGAAAAGGAUUGUUCAGUCGUGCAGAAAUUGAAUUUGCUGUCUCCAGAGUGGACCUUUAUACUGAAAUUAAUCAGAAACUUCCAGGAUAUUUUGAUGCAGUAAUCAAUGCAGAUGACCUGGACACGGCCUACCACAAGCUGAGUCAGCUCAUCAGAGAGUAUCUCGGACUGACUGAGGAACCUGCCAAGGGCCUGGCUCCAGCUGCAGAUGUUAAGACACCCCACCUGGAGUCUAAAGAGCAUCCUAGGACUUUUUUGAAUACUGGCGACUCCCUGCAGCCCACCAACAGAAACUACUUUGCUAAAUUAUGGGCCAAACUUUCAGCCAAAAGAAGACCCCCGGAAAGAGAUUCCAUACACAGACAGUAUGAAAUAGCCCGGCAAGCCCUCAUGGGAAAGACACCCCCUGAUCAUACACUCCUGUUUCAAAGGGGUCCAGUACCAGUAUCACGCACCAAUGAUCUACACUAUUUUACAACUUUGGAAGAACUACAGAAAAAAUUUGAGCUUUGUGAAGACAAUCUUAAACCUCCUUUUGGAUCAUAUCCUGAAAAGAGUGGCAAGAACUCCUAUGGUUCCAUGAAACAGUCAUUUCUUCAGUCUUCUCCAUGGGCAAAAAACUUGCCUUUUCAACUUCCAGAGGGCAGCGUUUCUUCACGCCCAGAAUCAAGAGUAAGUGACAGCGAGACGGAUCCGGCCCUGAAAGCAUUAACUAUACAGUCAUUUUCACAUGAAAAAGAGUCUCGCCAACAGAAAAGACAGUCUUCGGUCUCAGCCGUCAGUCGCCCAGGUUCCAAUGUCAAACCCAUCUUCCCUCCAAUUCCUCUGGGCCACAAGUAG